AUGUCGGUAGCACGCACAGCUUUCUCGCUCGCUAGGCGUGUGCCUAUCUCAGCUGUCCGCGUCGCUCCCCGAACGUUCACCACCAUCACAGCUCGCAGAGCAGGAAAAUGGGAUCCGAAGCCCGGCGAUCCGGAGGCCAAACUCCUCCCAUUUGAAGAGAUCAAAACCGAAGCAGAUCUCCUCCCGCCCGGCGCCGCGCCCGGUACCGUGCCUACCGACCUCGAACAAGCCACCGGUCUGGAACGUCUGGAAAUCCUGGGAAAGAUGCAGGGCAUUGAUAUCUUUGACAUGUCGCCACUUCCGUCAGAUAGAGUCGGCACGUUUGAGGAUCCGAUUGUUGUGAAAUCAGCUGGGCCAGAGUACCAGGUCGGCUGCACCGGCUCUCCGGCUGAUUCGCACGUCGUCAAAUGGCUCGUGAUGUCCCGCACACGCCCCUUUGAGCGGUGCCUGGAAUGCGGCAGCGUCUACAGAAUGGACUACGUGGGAGCACCAGACUCGCACGACGACCAUCACGGCGAUCAUGGACACGGACACGACCACCACCCCGCACACGAACCACCAAAGACCAUGGCCGAUUUCGUCAAGCCGGAGUACUGGUACCGAUAA
This is a messenger RNA of Fonsecaea multimorphosa CBS 102226, 606 nucleotides long. RefSeq lists its product as uncharacterized. The coding region runs from base 1 to 606 and encodes 201 amino acids. Gene Ontology annotation, cellular component: mitochondrial envelope. Gene Ontology annotation, biological process: mitochondrial electron transport, cytochrome c to oxygen. The transcript has 5 exons. The record is from RefSeq and is a predicted model, not a curated record. NCBI's taxonomy places the organism in Eukaryota, Fungi, Ascomycota, Eurotiomycetes, Chaetothyriales, Herpotrichiellaceae.